Molecule: messenger RNA, 1220 nt
Organism: Gaeumannomyces tritici R3-111a-1
Lineage: Eukaryota; Fungi; Ascomycota; Sordariomycetes; Magnaporthales; Magnaporthaceae
Product: ribosomal RNA-processing protein 1
Exons: 2
Coding region: 74-946 (290 amino acids)
Biological process (GO): rRNA processing
Cellular component (GO): preribosome, small subunit precursor; preribosome, large subunit precursor; nucleus
Source: RefSeq, a predicted model, not a curated record
GUGCGACUUGCACAAGCUUGCGCUGCCCGGCAAAUCUUAUAUCGACAGGAAAGACGGCAGGACAUAGCACGAGAUGGCAUCUCAGGAUCAGAACAUGCCCUUUAUAAGGAACCUUGCGUCCAGCGACCGAAAGGCGCGGGCGCAGGCGCUCACCUCGCUCGAAACGUUCCUCUCCUCCCGACGGCUCAACAACCUACUCGGCCCCGUCGAGAUCCUGAAGCUGUGGAAGGGUCUCUACUACGCCCUGUGGAUGUGCGACCGCCCGCUGCCGCAGCAGAACCUGUGCGCCGAGCUCGCGGGGCUGAUGCGCUCGCUGCCGCGGGAGUCGGUGGUCCCCUGGCUGCGCGGCUUCUGGGUCACCAUGGCGCGCGAGUGGACCACCAUCGACGUGCUGCGCAUGGAGAAGUUCCUGCUGCUCGUCAGGCGGGUGCUGGGGGCCAGCUUCGCGUGGAUGCGGCGCGGCGAGUCCGAGGCCCGGGCGGGCAAGAAGCAGAGGAAACAAUCAUCAGAAACAACAAAUCCAGGGCGCUGGCACGAGGACAGGGUGGACGAGGUGGUCGCGCUGCUCAAGGAGUGGCCGUUCUCGACCGACGCCGACGUGGAGGGCCGCGAGGCCGCCGUCGGCGAGGGCGAGCACCGCGACCUGGUCCCGCACACGGUCGCGGCGGGGCUGAGGAUACAUGUGUUGGACAUCUGGGUGGACGAGGCCGAGAAGGUCGGGCUGCUCGGGCCGGCGAAGGAGGGGGAGGAGGAGCAGGACGAGGAGGCGCCCAAGAUCCUCGACAGGAUCAACGCGCUGGUGGAGGAGCUACACCGGGAGACGGAAACCACGUCGGUCAAGAUCCGGGCCGAGGCGUCGCUCAAGGACGACAGGCUGCCGUGGAACCGGAGCGGGGCGGCCGGCGGCGGCGACGACGGUGGCAGCUGGGACGGGUUCGAGGACUGAAUCAGAGUUAGGCACGCUUGCAUGUGCACAUGAUCGCCCCACACAGAGUUCUCGACCCCUCGUCUGUGUGGUUCGGUUUGGUGUUUUGGCGUUAUGGUGUUUCGAUAGACAAGGAAAAGUCAACUAGCUAUUUGAUACCUCGCCCACGGACAGGGCGGCAUCUACCCAACAGCACACGACGGGUUCGAAGUCAUGCUGGGUGAGGAUAAAAAAAGCUCAGUUUGCCGAGGUGACCGGGGUGAGUAUUGAUGCAGGCCCUGGGACUGACGAGUGG